AUGCUUGAUUUGGAAUGUUUUACAUUUUUACAUAGAGCGUUGGAAUCUGAAAUUAGUCCAAUUAUUGUUUUUGCUACAAAUCGGGGGAGAACAAAAAUUAGGAAUUCUGAUGAAAUUGGAUUUUAUGGAAUUCCUUCUGAUUUAAUUGAUCGAUUAUUAAUUGUUCCAACAAAAUUAUAUUCUAUUGAUGAAAUUUCUUUGGUAAAUCUAUUUUUUUACGUUAAGAGGACCUGA
Meloidogyne enterolobii is the source of this 234-nucleotide messenger RNA. The record is from the annotation of a GenBank genome assembly. Lineage: Eukaryota; Metazoa; Nematoda; Chromadorea; Rhabditida; Meloidogynidae.